Messenger RNA from Monoraphidium neglectum, 741 nucleotides. RefSeq lists its product as hypothetical. Gene Ontology annotation, biological process: calcium import into the mitochondrion; mitochondrial calcium ion homeostasis. Bases 1 to 741 code for a protein of 246 amino acids. Gene Ontology annotation, molecular function: calcium ion binding. The record is from RefSeq and is a predicted model, not a curated record. Lineage: Eukaryota; Viridiplantae; Chlorophyta; Chlorophyceae; Sphaeropleales; Selenastraceae. The transcript is spliced from 7 exons. Gene Ontology annotation, cellular component: uniplex complex.
AUGUCGUCGCUCGAGAAGACUUACGAGUAUUUUGCCACUCAGACCGACGCGGCCGGCGCCAAGGCGAUGGACGUGCGGGACGUCGUGCGCGCGGUGGUGCCCACCUACCCGGCCAGCGACGGCGCCGCGGAGCGCGCGGGCUUCUUGGACGGCGAGCGCGGGCAGGUGGUGCAGGGCAGCAUGGAGCGGGAGCCCCGCGGCAGCACAUUCCGCGUGCUGGACGACGACGGGGACGGCGUGAUCAGCUUCCAGGAGUUUCGGCUGGUGGUGCUGCUGCUGUCCAUACCCGAGGCCGACAUCCAGGUGGUGUUCAGUGUGAUCGACCUUGACGACUCGGGCUCCAUAUCGAUCGACGAAUUCGAUGUGGUGGGCAGCAACUCGGGGGUGCUCUCCGAGCUAGAGCGGCGUGCGGGGCUGCAGGCGCGCUUCCACUCGCGGGCCGGCAAGCAUGACAACGUCGGCGCCUGCGGUCCUGUGCCUGACGCCAAGGCGCCGGGCAACAUUGCCAAGGCGCUGUUUGGCAAGAACCUCAGGGGCGGCCUCGACCUCAAGCGCUUCAAGGCGUUCCUCCACCAGCUGCAUGCUGACGUCACCCGGCUGGAGUUCUCGCACUACGACGUCGACGGCGACGGCUACAUCAGGGGCCUGGACUUUGGGAUGAGCAUCGCCGGCGCCGCCGACAUCAAGUCCGCGGACUGCUACCUGGACAAGGCGCGCAGGGGCUGGGAAGACAGGGGGUGA